AUGGACAAGGCUCAGGAACCUCCGAGAAAAUGUUUCUGUGCUAGAUGUUUUCUUCCUAUUGAUCCCGAAGAUAAAGUGGAUAUCGAAGGACAGAGCUUCCACAGGAUCUGCAGCAUGUGUUGCGUUUGUCGAACUAUUCCACCAUCUUUGAAGAUGUUCUACGGCCACGUUUUUUGCAACGACUGUUUCAAGUCCCACGUGCUGUCGAGGUUUCGAGGAGAGAACCCACGAAUGCAUUCCAAUAGUUGGUGGAUGCAAUGGGCGCCCGGGGCGAAGCCUCAAGAAGCAACUUGUGAAAAGGAAAAGGAAGAGAGUAAUAAGGACAAAGAUGAAUCGAAGAAAGGGAGUGCGGAAAGUCCUAAAGAAAAGGAACCAACGAAGAAAUGCAUCUGUGCCCGAUGUUUACAGGCUGUGGAUGACAACGAUAAGGUUGAUGUCGGCGGCCAGCAUUUCCACCCUCAAUGCGCGAAGUGCUAUUUUUGCCACGCGAUUCCUAAGGACAAUCUCAAAAUCUACUACGGGCAAGUGUUCUGCGAAGAGUGCUUUAAUAAGCAUGUCUUGAACCGAAGCAAAGAUAAUCCUUCAGAAUUUUUCAAGAACUGUUUCGAACAGUGGCAGAAUAAUGCCCAAUUUGCUGAGAACAUGCGCGAGUUCCUUGCUGGUAAUAGGGAGAAUGCGCCUUUCAUAUUCAUGAUGCAAGGGCAGCAGCCUCCCUUUUGUAGGUGUGGAACCGGGCCCCAGGAAUGGUUCCAAAGUAAUGAGCCUAAGAAAUGUGCGUAA
Molecule: messenger RNA, 780 nt
Organism: Arctia plantaginis
Lineage: Eukaryota; Metazoa; Arthropoda; Insecta; Lepidoptera; Erebidae
Source: the annotation of a GenBank genome assembly